UUUGUGUAGAAGUUGGCUGUUUUCAGAUUUUUUGAUCAUUUGAUGUUCAAACUGUGAUUUUUGGCAAUCUGAUUUUAAUGUGGUUCUGCUGGUUCUUAGCCUGCUGCCUGGCAGCACGGCAAAAUGAGAGUAAAACAAUUAAGAAACGUGUCAAAAAAUACGGACUAGAGGAACUAAAAAGAGAACUGGAGGCUUUGGGAGUGAACAUUGAUGAGAAUGUGGAUGAGACUAAAAUGAAAAACAAAAAGAAGACUAAAAAGGAACUACAAAAGCUCCUCAUAAAGGAGCUGAAACGGGUCGAGCACGGCAAAACUGGUCUGGACAACAGGGCUUACGAAGACGGGUUCACUAUGCCCGAAGAAGUCAUAUCUGUUCUGAAUGAUCUGGACAUGUUCUUGGACAAACAGUUAGAAGAACAGGAGAGAAAUGAACAGAGGGACAACGACGUGAAAGCAGUACUUGGCGGUAUCCUGGAUAAAGUGGACUCCGCUUUGGCUUCAGAAGGACUAAAUGAAAAGGAAGAGACAGAGAAAGAGAAAGCGUUAAGGCCAGAGGCUGGAGACAGGAAGGAGGAGGCCGAGCGGGCAGCCCAAUUCUGGAGUGCGACACAGAACCACAAAGGAUCCGUCCCCAGGAGGAGGUUUCGGGUGGCAAGACGCAGCAGCAGACGGCUGACCAUGUGAACGCUUGACAACAACUGUCAAUAAAACCAAUACCAGA
Alosa alosa (allis shad) is the source of this 720-nucleotide messenger RNA. RefSeq lists its product as uncharacterized. The record is from RefSeq and is a predicted model, not a curated record. The coding region runs from base 78 to 683 and encodes 201 amino acids. The transcript is spliced from 2 exons. Lineage: Eukaryota; Metazoa; Chordata; Actinopteri; Clupeiformes; Clupeidae.